AUUACAGCCAACCUCUCCACUAUCACCAAGAUCUCCAAGAUCAGCUUCGAUUUCUCCAAACCCUCGCGGAGAUCUCUACACUACCAGUCAUUUUUCUUCAAAUGAAGGUAAGAAGUCACUUUGAAAUUGAUUAAAACGACUUUUUAUUUAGGAAAGUAUGAAAGAAACGCUCCGCCAAGGGUUUCUUUGAGAACGACUUCCUACACAAAGUCAACUGGACACUUGAAUCAUUCUUCUGGUGAAUUUAUUAUACUCAAUCAAUAGUUCAUUCGACAGCUUCUCAUAAAAUCUUUUCAAAAAACUAUUUUUCGUUCCUUCCAGGCCUUCUGCUGGAAGGUGUUUGUCCUUUUGGCAAGGGAUUUUAGCAUUUUUUCUCGGAUACUAGUUAUUAUUACCAGUUGAGACCAUCAAAACCUUCAAAAACCAUAGAAAUGAGUUAUUUCGAAACAUUCAGCCCUCGUUUCUCGAAAAUUAGGUAGUUUUGCAGGUGAAGUCUUAGAGAAUUUAUAUAGGGAACUUCGAGGAAGAUUCUGGCCGAUUUUCAGAAAAUUCCCCUCCUUGUAGGGAGUAAUAAAUGAUAUUUUUAAGAUCACUCUCCUACUGAUUAUCACAACUUGCGAACUUCUUUGGGAAAGGCCAAAUCAGAGCUCUACGUCAACGACGAAUAUGCUGAAGUUCCGCCGAGACUCGAAGUCGGUCACGUCAAAAACUUGUCCAAGCUUUUCAGGUGGGUUUCAGUAUAA
Caenorhabditis auriculariae is the source of this 743-nucleotide messenger RNA. Lineage: Eukaryota; Metazoa; Nematoda; Chromadorea; Rhabditida; Rhabditidae. The record is from the annotation of a GenBank genome assembly.